This is a messenger RNA of Apaloderma vittatum (bar-tailed trogon), 511 nucleotides long. RefSeq names its product tRNA pseudouridine(38/39) synthase-like. The record is from RefSeq and is a predicted model, not a curated record. Lineage: Eukaryota; Metazoa; Chordata; Aves; Trogoniformes; Trogonidae. Gene Ontology annotation, cellular component: cytoplasm; nucleus. The annotation marks the transcript as partial. Gene Ontology annotation, biological process: tRNA pseudouridine synthesis; mRNA pseudouridine synthesis. The transcript has 3 exons. Gene Ontology annotation, molecular function: RNA binding; pseudouridine synthase activity.
GCGCCGAAAACGAGCCCGUCCGCCGUCUCAUCCCGGCUUUCCUCCGUUUCGCAGGUGAUUUCCCUCGAUCUCCGCUCCAGCCGGGCGGAGGGGAAGAAGCUCGACGGGCAGGAGGAAGGCGAGGAGGAGGAGGAGCUCCGUUACACCCAUAUUCUGAACCGGGUGCUCCCGCCCGACAUCCGGGUGCUGGCCUGGGCGCCCGGGGCGCCCGAUUUCUGCAUGAUGGCCGUCCUCUUCCUCAUCGGCCAGAGGAUGGAGAGCCCGGAGAUCAUCGACGAGCUGCUCGACGUGGAGAAGAACCCCCGAAAACCGCAGUACAGCAUGGCGGUCGAGUUUCCCCUCGUCCUGUACGACUGCGAGUUCGCAAACCUUCGGUGGCUCUAUGACCGAGAGGUGCAGGAGUUCAACGUCACCCACCUCCAGCAGCUCUGGGCCAACCACGCCGUCAAAACCCAAGUGCUGCGUAACAUGUUGGGAGGGUUGGACGCCGCUCCUGUGGCCGCCGGAAAAA